Molecule: messenger RNA, 1981 nt
Organism: Seriola dumerili (greater amberjack)
Lineage: Eukaryota; Metazoa; Chordata; Actinopteri; Carangiformes; Carangidae
Gene: cgref1
Product: cell growth regulator with EF-hand domain 1
Exons: 7
Coding region: 96-881 (261 amino acids)
Molecular function (GO): calcium ion binding
Source: RefSeq, a predicted model, not a curated record
CAGCAGGGCGGUGCGGGACAGAGGUGCUCACCAGAUAUGAACCUGUAAAAGCAAACCUGCCCGAGUUAAAGCUUUUUACUGUCCGCACAUCCACCAUGCUGACAGGUGUGUUCAUGGAGUCUCACCUGGGCAAGUUUGUCCCAAGUGUCCUAUACCUGCUCCUGCUCAUACACCUGUGCUUGGCUGCCCCAGGUCUACCAGGGACAGAAAGAGAGGAGACAGUAGAUAUCCAGCCGCCAUCCAUAGCACUACCCAAUCCCUUUGGCACUGGAGAGGAGGACCGCAGGUUGCUGCAGAGUUACAUUCAAUCCAGUCUGAAGGACAGCCAGGGAGGACCAGAAAUCAGCACCUGGGAGCAAGAGGUAUUCUUCCUGUUUCGUCUGUACGACUACGAUCGCAGUGGGUUGUUGGAUGGCUUGGAGAUGAUGAAGCUACUUUCAGACUAUAGCUCCCAUCAUACACCUGGAGCACAGGCCAAUGAGUUGGUGGUGUCCAUGGUAGAUUUCUUACUCCAGACUCAGGAUCUAAACCAGGACGGCCUAUUGGCCCCAUCAGAGCUGCUCUCUCCUUCACUACCUCACAAACAGGACUCCAGCAACAGCAAUGCACCUCACCAGGAGCAGGAGGUGGCAGUGGAGGAGAAGCUGUCAAACCCCAGUACUGACGAGGAGAAGGCAAGAGCAGCGGAGCAGAGAGAGGAGGUUCAUGAAAAGAUUCAGCCUCAAGAGGAAGAGCAACGUCAACAUGAAGUAAAGACAGAAGAAAAGGAACUUGUAAAGCAAGUAGAUGAACAUAAUGGACAACAUCUCCCAGAAGCCCAAGCUGCAGAUCAGAGGCAUCACCAGGGAGUCCCUGUACAUCAGGGGCAACCAGAGAUAUGAAUGCACAAACACACAUACACACACCAGAGAUUAUUCUGGUCUGUUGGCUCUGGUCUGUUGAAGACUGAUUACAGAGUUAAAAGUACCACUCUUCACUCUUCAUUUUCAUCCCCAUGAACGGAGGUGAAUUCUGAGAUUUUACAGUCCAUUUCACUGGACUGUAAAACAUGUAAAUGGUUGAUGAAAAGAUGUAUGUUUUAAAACUAUUCAUGUCACUGUAUUGGAAUACUCUUUCUACAGCCAGUACCUAUUGGUUUCUUUAGGAAUACAAAGACAUCUCAAGCUGUAUAUGGGACAAAAGUUCGGAAUUCAAAAUGCAAUAUUAUCCAUAUUAGUAAAAUGGGAGCCAUCAUUGAUAGCGAGUAGUACUUUUGAAUACUUUUUCUUCUCCCAGCAGUUGAAGCAGUUGAUCAUUUGAUUUUAAAUAAUUUGACAAUUAUAAGAUGUGCUUACUUUUUCCUGCUUUAAUUGUAUUUAAUUACCCCUUUCUCUCAUACCUGAAAUUUUUUGCAUAUUUUUAAUGUAUUGUUUUUCUAUAUAGAGACUGUUGUUUAAUGUACACACUGAUUGGCCUUAUUGUGUCUGACCCAUUCUAGACUUAGGAUUUGCACUAGAGGUGCAUCUGGACUGUUAUUUAUUUAAAGUGGUCUCAUUUACAGGCAGCUCAUGUGUGCUGUGAAAUUAAAUUUAGUUUUCCUUGACAAUUUGCUUAAACUUAGGUUAUUCAAAGAAAAAACACAUCUUAUUCUACAGUAUUGGCCAAGCCUUAAUUUCUUUUGAUGCACUUGUGUACAAUUCAGUAAGUAAAAUAUUUUGAUGAGGACUUCAGUGUGCCUGAAUGAACUUACAGGACAGUACUGCACUCCUAUUGAGUACUUACAGUAAUGAGUCUUAUCUACUGCCACCAGUCUUAAGGCUAUAGGCCCAUAAAUUCUCAGCUUUACAAUUAAGGACAGGAAGACCCCAUUGAAUUACCAUUAGAUGUGAUGUAACAUUAAAUUCAAACCUGGAACGUGUUUACAGUAUGAAAGGGUUUACUAUUUGUUGUAAUUUUUUGUUUACCCUUUUAACCAUUUAUGAAUUUAUACAGCUGGAGAUAA